AUGGUCGCCCCAAACAGUGAGUUUGGAAUUCGACCAUGUGCUGUACUAUUGAAUAAUGAUGAUGUUGUAAAUUAUGAACUUCAACAGAAAAAGUACUACUUCCUUGCUGGAGUCGACCUUCGGUGCGGACAAUCAACUGAUAAAAAUGUCAAUGAAAAAUCAAAGAAAGGUCUCCGUAUCCCUGACCAUAAAACCAAAUCUUACCAUGUUAAAAAACGAAAACGUGAGCGUGAUAUGUUUUACCGCCGUUCCAUUCGUUUAUCCCGUCAAGGCUUCCUUAAUCACAGACGUGGCACGCGCCACAGUGUCUACUUCAAACUGCGUCGACAUUUGAUUGAAAACUUCCGGGCGGGCUUGGUGACUAAAAUUUCAUGCAACAAUUGCUAUGUUAAAUUAACACCUUUGGAUUUAUCGAACUACAUAUAUACUGAUUCCUCUGAUACCGCCACUAUUAGUACUGACGGUGGCAGUGAGGGCAUUGCGAACGACUCUACUUCUUCACAAUCAUCAACAAUAUCAUCAGCCGAUGAGGACGUGGGCCCUCAAAUUCGCUUUGGAAGGAGCCUCCAAAUAGCCCUCCCUCCGCUUCCUAUUCACGUUCUAGAUCAGCGUCCGGCUUCGGCGUCCUUUAUGCGCGGUCGUACCUUCGAGUACUGUUUCAAAGUUAGAUCAGGAUCGCAGUCGUUAAUUGGUAUUUCUGGGGUUAAACGUGGUGCAAUGCUACUGUUCAAUUUUUUAUACGCACUGCUUUUAUCGUAUUUGGACAAUAUUAUUUAA
Echinococcus granulosus is the source of this 777-nucleotide messenger RNA. RefSeq lists its product as hypothetical. The record is from RefSeq and is a predicted model, not a curated record. NCBI's taxonomy places the organism in Eukaryota, Metazoa, Platyhelminthes, Cestoda, Cyclophyllidea, Taeniidae. The transcript is spliced from 4 exons. The coding region runs from base 1 to 777 and encodes 258 amino acids.